Messenger RNA from Piliocolobus tephrosceles (Ugandan red Colobus), 1560 nucleotides. RefSeq names its product inhibitor of DNA binding 2 (gene ID2). Bases 175 to 786 code for a protein of 203 amino acids. Gene Ontology annotation, biological process: cell differentiation; negative regulation of transcription by RNA polymerase II; circadian regulation of gene expression. Gene Ontology annotation, molecular function: transcription regulator activity; protein dimerization activity. The transcript is spliced from 4 exons. NCBI's taxonomy places the organism in Eukaryota, Metazoa, Chordata, Mammalia, Primates, Cercopithecidae. Gene Ontology annotation, cellular component: cytoplasm; nucleus. The record is from RefSeq and is a predicted model, not a curated record.
UGUGGCUUCCCCCUGCGGUGCUGAACUCGCCCGUGUAGCCGUGAUUUUACGGCUGCCGACAGCUCCAAGCUGGGCUCGCGUCCCGCCCACCCCGCGGGGAUUGGCUGCGAACGCGGAAGAACCGAACCCACGCCCCGCGCCCGCGCUUGCCAAUGAAAGCGCCCGCUCGGCCUGAUGGACGCGCUGCCUUCCGCCAAUGGGGACGAAGGGAAGCCCGAGCGUGUGGCCCCGGCGAGUGCGGAUAAAAGCCGCCCCGCCGGGCUGGGGCUUCAUUCUGAGCCGAGCCCAGUGCCAAGCGCAGCUAGCUCAGCAGGCGGCGGCGGCGGCCUGAGCUUCAGGGCAGCCAGCUCCCUCCCGGUCUCGCCUUCCCUCGCGGUCAGCAUGAAAGCCUUCAGUCCCGUGAGGUCCGUUAGGAAAAACAGCCUGUCGGACCACAGCCUGGGCAUCUCCCGGAGCAAAACCCCGGUGGACGACCCGAUGAGCCUGCUGUACAACAUGAACGACUGCUACUCCAAGCUCAAGGAGCUGGUGCCCAGCAUCCCCCAGAACAAGAAGGUGAGCAAGAUGGAAAUCCUGCAGCACGUCAUCGACUACAUCUUGGACCUGCAGAUCGCCCUGGACUCGCAUCCCACUAUUGUCAGCCUCCAUCACCAGAGACCCGGGCAGAACCAGGCGUCCAGGACGCCGCUGACCACCCUCAACACGGACAUCAGCAUCCUGUCCUUGCAGGCUUCUGAAUUCCCUUCUGAGUUAAUGUCAAAUGACAGCAAAGCACUGUGUGGCUGAAUAAGCGGUGUUCAUGACUUCUUUUUUUCUUUGCACAACAACAACAACAACAAAUCCACAGAAUCUUUUAAGUGCGGAACUUACUUUUCAACCAUUUCACAAGGAGGACAAGUUGAAUGGACCUUUUUGAAAAGAAAAAAAAAAUGGAAGGAAAACUAAGAAUGAUCAUCUUCCCAGGGUGUUCUCUCACCUGGACUGAGAUAUUCGUUAUUUAUGAAAAAGACUUUUAAAUGCCCUUUCUGCAGUUGGAAGGUUUUCUUUAUAUACUAUUCCCACCAUGGGGAGCGAAAACAUUAAAAUCACAAGGAAUUGCCCAAUCUAAGCAGACUUUGCCUUUUUUCAAAGGUGGAGCGUGAAUACCAGAAGGAUCCAGUAUUCAGUCACUUAAAUGAAGUCUUUUGGUCAGAAAUUACCUUUUUGACACAAGCCUACUGAAUGCUGUGUAUAUAUUUAUAUAUAAAUAUAUCUAUUGAGUGAAACCUUGUGAACUCUUUAAUUAGAGUUUUCUUGUAUAGUGGCAGAGAUGUCUAUUUCUGCUUUAAAAAGUGUAAUGAUGUACUUAUUCAUGCUAAACUUUUUAUAAAAGUUUAGUUGUAAACUUAACCCUUUUAUACAAAAUAAAUCAAGUGUGUUUAUUGAAUGGUGAUUGCCUGCUUUAUUUCAGAGGACCAGUGCUUUGAUUUUUAUUAUGCUAUGUUACAACUGAACCCAAAUAAAUACAAGUUCAAAUUUAUGUAGACUGUAUAAGAUUAUAAUAAAACAUGUCUGAAGUCA